AUGUCGAUGGCACCGCCCAUGUCCCCGCCCAAGCAGGACAACCUCCUCUUUGCGAUCCCGAAGAAGGGCCGCCUCUACGAGAGCGUCGUCAAGCUCCUCAACGGCGCCGGCCUCGACUACAACCGGCCCAACCGCCUCGAUAUUGCGCAGUGCUCGUCACUGCCAGUCACCCUCGUCUUCCUCCCAGCCUCGGACAUUGCCACGUACGUCGGCGAAGGCAACGUCGACCUCGGCAUCACGGGCCAAGACAUCAUUGCCGAGUCGCAGACGACGGUCCACGAGCUCAUGAACCUUGAAUUUGGCCGGUGCAAGCUGGCCGUGCAAGGCCCCGUGAACAGCGCGAUCACGCACCCGAGCCAGCUCGCCGGGAAGCGCAUCGUCACGUCGUUCCCGCACAUCACGGCGCAGUAUUUCAAGCAGUUUGAGACCACGACGCCAACGCAGAUCAAGUACGUAGGCGGCUCGGUCGAAGCCGCGUGCGGCCUCGGCUUGGCCGACGGCAUCGUCGAUCUCGUUGAGACUGGCACGACCAUGAAGGCUGCGGGCCUUGAGAUCGUCAGCAAUAUCAUGACGACGCAGGCGGUUUUGAUUUCGAACCCCAAGACGCGCCACGAAAAGCUCGUCAAGAAGAUCCACCAGCGCUUUCUUGGCUUCAUCCUCGCGCAGCAGUACAAGAUGAUCACGUACAACGUUUGCUCCGAGAAGCUCCAGCACGCGAUCAAGGUCACUCCAGGUCGCAAGGCGCCGACGAUCAACCCGCUCUUUAACGAAGCGUUCUUCGCCGUCUCGGCCAUGGUACCCCGCUCGGAUGUCGGCGACAUCAUGGACGACUUGCACGAACUCGGCGCGACCGACAUUAUUGUCUUUGACCUCGAAAACUGCCGGGCGUAAAGCGACUCAAGUUAGAACCCUAGUUCCCACGUAAUCCAUUUCCAUUAUGUUUACAGCCA
This is a messenger RNA of Saprolegnia parasitica CBS 223.65, 950 nucleotides long. RefSeq lists its product as hypothetical. Gene Ontology annotation, molecular function: ATP phosphoribosyltransferase activity; magnesium ion binding. Lineage: Eukaryota; Oomycota; Saprolegniomycetes; Saprolegniales; Saprolegniaceae. Gene Ontology annotation, biological process: L-histidine biosynthetic process. The record is from RefSeq and is a predicted model, not a curated record. Bases 1 to 891 code for a protein of 296 amino acids. The transcript has 4 exons. Gene Ontology annotation, cellular component: cytoplasm.